AUGAAGUAAAUUCUGAAUAGAUUUCACAAGACUGAGUUGGUCUCUCUAAUCAAUAAGAGUCAAAGGGGUUACCAAUCUAUAAAUGAUUCCCUCCACAGAGUUCAAUUAUAGCCUAAACCUAAAGUCAAUUUUAAGCCAUCUUAUAAGACUGUGAGAUUGAAGUUUGGGUCAGAAGCGCGUAACGCUAUAAUAAGGGGUGUCUCUAGAUUAUCUGAGACAGUCUAAAUCACUCUUGGACCAGAGUAUGAGGGCGGCGAUCCAAAGAUAACAAAGGACGGAGUUACAGUAGUCAAAUCUAUCAUUGAGCCAAUAAGAGAGGAGGACAUGGGAGCUAGAAUGAUGAAGAAGAUUGCAGGUAAUACUAACCUAUAUGCUGGAGACGGCACCACCACUUCUUUUCUGCUGGGCAACUAACUGCUAAAGAAAGGUUACUUUGCUGUAGAAUUUGCUGGGGCACAUCCCAUAGGAUUGAAAAGAGGCAUGGACAAGGCACUGUUAGUUGUUCUAGACUUCUUGAAGAAUAUGGCUAUGCCAGUGACCACUGAAGAUGAGAUAUUUAACAUUUGCAUGGUCUCUAGCAAUUACAACCAAGAAAUAGCUAGAAUUGUUGCUUAGACAAUGGAUGCUGUUGGACUCGAAGGAAAUGUCAAUAUCGUGGAGAGCCCGACUGGAAGAAAUAAAUUUAACUUGGUUAAUGGACUUAUCUAUGAAAGGGGUUUUGUCUCAGACAAUUUCGUCACUGAAUUUAAAGUUUAAUAAAAAUGUGAACUAGAAUUCCCACUAGUGUUAGUAGUAGGAAAUAAAGUAAAAACAGUAUAAUAAAUAUCUCACAUACUUGAAGUCAUAAAACCAACCAAACGUUCAUUCGUUCUGUUCUCCGAGGACUUGUAAGAGGACCCUCUCUCUAUGAUGGUCUUUAACAACUCCAAAGGUAUAAUCUAAUCAUGUGCCGUGAAUGUGCCCUGGAUGGCAAACGUACAGAAAGAGCAGUUAAGAGAUAUAGCCAUUUAAACUGGCGCUACUCUUGUAGAUGAUGAAUACGAAUUAAAGUUAGAGGACGUGAAGAUAUAGCACUUUGGCUCAGCUAAGAAGAUUGUUGUAGAUGGCUAUAACACUCACAUUGUUGGUGGGAGUGGAGUGCAGGAAAAGAUUGAUGAUAGACUCUAUGAAAUCUAGUUAGCUUUAGCCUAGGAAAAGAGUCCUCAUCUAAAGCAGAUACUGAGAGACAGAUAUCAGAGGAUGAGAGCCAAGAUUGCAGAGAUUGAAGUAGGAGGUAGAACCGAGGCUGAAAGAGGCGAGUUAAGAGAUAUCAUCGUGGACAGUCUGAACUCGGCUAAAGCAGCUAUGAUGAGUGGACUUUUACCAGGGGGUGGAGUUGCUUUAUAUCAAGCAUCAAAAGCGCUUAGAAAUGGUCUUUAGCAUUUAGUGGAUGAUGAGAAUGAAAGGAUUGGAGUUCAAGUUAUGGCAGAUGCUCUGUAAACUCCUCUUAGAAUGGUGAUUGAGAAUAAGAUAGGCAAAGAUUGUGGACAUAUCAUUAAUAAAAUUGAAGAAUCUAACAAUAUAUUUGCUGGCUUUGACUGUAGAAAGGGUAAGUUUAGUGUAGAUGAUAACUACUGUGUAGAGGAAAUAGUUGAUAUGGUAGAUACUGGAGUGGUUGACAGUCUGAAUGUGAUCAAGACUGUUCUAUAGGAUUCAGUAUCACUAGCAGCAUUACCUUUGGAUCAUUAUCAAAGUAAAAGAGAAAUAUUUUGA
This is a messenger RNA of Stylonychia lemnae, 1752 nucleotides long. The record is from the annotation of a GenBank genome assembly. Lineage: Eukaryota; Ciliophora; Spirotrichea; Sporadotrichida; Oxytrichidae.